CAAGAAUCAAGAAAAGAGAAGGCAAAAAGACAAGAUGAGUCUUUUGAUGAAUAGAGUUUGGAUGGCAGCAGCUAGUGUUGUUGCCGGGGAGGGUCAUGGAGAUUACGGGUCCAAGUUGAAUUCGAGUCGGCGGCCUCUUAACGUGGGCAACCAGAGGAGCUUUUCGACUGUAGAUGAGAGAUUUUGCGGAGGAAGUGGCGGCGGUGAAAGUGAGGAAAACAGAAGACAGGCCGAAAAGUCGCUUCAGAGAGUCAUGUACUUGAAUUGCUGGACACAAAGCUAGGGACUAGACUACAUAGAACAAUAUGACUCGAGCGGGACAUAAGAAAAAAACUUAGCUUGU
Molecule: messenger RNA, 343 nt
Organism: Rubroshorea leprosula
Lineage: Eukaryota; Viridiplantae; Streptophyta; Magnoliopsida; Malvales; Dipterocarpaceae
Source: the annotation of a GenBank genome assembly